AUGGUAACGCCCCUUAAGCGUCUUGGCGAAGAACCCGCCUUCAUCGACUGCCCACACUGCGAAAAGCGCACAAAAACGAAGGUCGAAAAGGUUGACUCUAGUCAAACUAGUCUAGCCGCGGCCUUCUGUUGCCUUUGUUGCGGCGUCAUUACAGUAUUCAUUCCUUUCCUUUGCCACUGGUGCGCAGACAUCGACCAUCGCUGCUAUGAGUGUGGGAAACAGGUGGCUCACAGGCCACAUGACGGACAGAUGCAGGAGAUGUUACCCCAAGAACCUGUUCAGAAGCCAUCCAUGUACAUUGACAAGAAGUAA
Cucurbitaria berberidis CBS 394.84 is the source of this 312-nucleotide messenger RNA. RefSeq lists its product as uncharacterized. NCBI's taxonomy places the organism in Eukaryota, Fungi, Ascomycota, Dothideomycetes, Pleosporales, Cucurbitariaceae. The record is from RefSeq and is a predicted model, not a curated record. The coding region runs from base 1 to 312 and encodes 103 amino acids. The transcript is spliced from 2 exons.